UCCCCCGGUUACGCCGCCCCCACCUAAGCUAGCAGCUACGGCCUAAAGCCUAAAGCUCCUUCAGUCCCACCCCCCGGAGAAGAGAACGACCAGCCGACCGAUCGACCCCGGCCAAAACCUCUCUCGAUUCGAGGCCGUCCUCCGCUCCACUUGUUGCCUUCCUCUCUCCCGGCGGCUGCCCGCGGGAUUUGGCCAGUGAAAAUGGAUGGGAACACCGGAGGAGGCGGACAUUCUGAAGCAUUGAAGAACUACAAUCUGGGCAAAAUAUUAGGUCAUGGCACAUUCGGAAAAGUGAUGAUUGCAGAGCAUAAGCUUACAGGACAGAAAGUUGCUAUAAAGAUUCUGAACCGUCAUAAAAUGGAAAUUAUGGAAAUGGAAGAGAAAGCAAAGAGAGAAAUCAAGAUAUUGAGGUUAUUCAUUGACUUUAUUCACCCUCAUAUCAUCCGGGUUUAUGAGGUCACUGAGACACCUAAGGAUAUAUUUGUUGUGAUGGAAUAUUGCCAGAAUGGUGAGUUAUUGGAUUACAUUAUUGAGAAAGGGCGGUUACAGGAAGAUGAAGCUCGUCGAAUCUUCCAGCAGAUUAUAUCUAGUGUUGAAUACUGCCACAGAAACAUGGUUGUUCAUCGUGAUCUAAAGCCAGAAAACUUGUUACUUGAUUCUGAAUAUAAUGUGAAACUUGUUGACUUUGGGUUAAGUAAUGUGAUGCAUGAUGGCCAUUUUUUGAAGACUAGCUGCGGGAGUCUAAACUAUGCUGCACCAGAGCUUAUCUCAGGUAACUUGUACGCUGGACCUGAGGUUGAUGUCUGGAGCUGUGGGGUGAUACUUUAUGCUCUUCUUUGUGGCAGAGUUCCAUUUGAGGAUGACAAUAUUCCCAACCUGUUCAAAAAGAUAAAGGGAGGUUUCUAUAUCCUUCCAAGUUAUUUAUCUGAUCUUGCAAUGGAUUUGAUCCCAAGAAUACUUAUUGUUGAUCCCAUGAAGAGAAUCACAAUUCGUGGAAUUCGGGACCACCCAUGGUUUCAGAAUCGCCUUCCUCGCUACCUGGCAGUGCCUCCACCAAACACGCCACAGCAAGCCAAAAUGAUUGAUGAAAAAACACUUCAAGACGUUGUCAAUCUGGGAUAUGAUAAAGAUCAUGUGGGUGGUUCGCUGUGUAAUAGGCUGCAAAAUGAGGCAACUGUUGCAUAUUACUUGCUCUUGGACAAUCGGUUCCGGGCUACUAGUGGCUAUUUGGGGGCUGACUAUCAACAACCAAUGGGUAGGAGUUUUAAUCAGAUUACUUUAUCGGAAUCAGCAAGGCCAAGUACCAAGAAUGAUCUUCCAGGAAGCAAUGAUUCUCAAGGCAGUGGCUUGCGCCCAUAUUACCCCGUUCAAAGGAAAUGGGCUCUUGGACUCCAGUCUCCAGCUCAGCCUCGUGAUAUAAUGAUUGAGGUUCUAAAGGCACUUCAGGAACUAAAUGUCCGCUGGAAGAAGAAUGGAGACCACAACAUGAAAUGCAGGUGGUGCCCUGGGUUUCCUCAGGUCAGUGAUACGUCAGAUGCCAACCACAGCUUUGUUGAUGGCUCUACCAUCAUGGAUAUUGGAGAUGCUAAUGGGAGGCUACCUGUCGUGAUCAAGUUUGAAAUCCAGCUUUACAAGACAAAGGAUGACAAGUACCUGCUGGAUAUGCAAAGAGUUACUGGACCUCAGCUCCUCUUCCUGGAAUUUUGUGCUGCCUUCCUUACCAACCUUAGGGUUCUAUAGUGCUUGUUUUGGUUGAGUGGUGAAUAGCAGAACAUAUGACUGUCCUGUGCGGUGCGGUUCAUCGUCGCAAUGGUGAAUAAGUGAUGGUGUGUAAGUAUAUAGGUUGUGCGUUUCAUCUGUUUACCCAGUCCCUGACAGUGAACCAUGCUUGUUUUUUUUUUGAACAUAAAGACUUUAUCCAGAUUAGGUGCAUUUUACAGAAAGAACCGUGCUUGUUUGAGUGACUAGUCCUGUGUCAAACACCAAAAAGGUUAAGUGGUUGUUAUAAAUAAGAUUUGUAUGGUAAAUAGGUU
This is a messenger RNA of Triticum urartu, 2033 nucleotides long. Its product is annotated as carbon catabolite-derepressing protein kinase. The record is from RefSeq and is a predicted model, not a curated record. Gene Ontology annotation, cellular component: cytoplasm. Gene Ontology annotation, biological process: intracellular signal transduction; protein phosphorylation. Lineage: Eukaryota; Viridiplantae; Streptophyta; Magnoliopsida; Poales; Poaceae. Gene Ontology annotation, molecular function: ATP binding; protein serine/threonine kinase activity.